This is a messenger RNA of Juglans regia (Persian walnut), 1045 nucleotides long. Its product is annotated as NDR1/HIN1-like protein 2. The transcript has a single exon. The record is from RefSeq and is a predicted model, not a curated record. Lineage: Eukaryota; Viridiplantae; Streptophyta; Magnoliopsida; Fagales; Juglandaceae. Bases 246 to 902 code for a protein of 218 amino acids. Gene Ontology annotation, biological process: defense response to other organism.
AUGUAGGGGGGAUCGAGCAAGUUGCAUACAUACGUUACCCAUUGGUAGAACAUGGACCACCCUAUUAUUCCUUCCUUUCACCGUGCAAAAGAACCUGAGCUCUCCCACGUAAACCCUUUCUUUCUCUUUUCCGUCACUUCAAUUUCCUACAUAAACAUGAACCCCGCCCGGCCUUUCGAGACCACCUCUGUUCAUCGACAUUUCCAUAAGAAUAAGUCUUCGAUUUCUCUCCCCUGCAAAAGAGAAUGCAUAGUUCUGGCCAGCUACCCGUCCAAUCCAACCGAGACUCCCGACCCAUAAAGCGCCACCAAACCGCCCGUAAAAUCGUCCACCGGGUCCGGGAUAGCCUCACCACUCGUGUCUCCAAGUUGGUCUGCGCCAUUUUCUUGGCAUUUCUACUGGUUGUAGGCCUGAUCACAUUCGUACUCUGGCUAAGCCUGCGCCCGCACCGACCGAGGUUCCAUAUCCACGAGUUUUCGGUUCCCGAAGCAACUAAUGCCCGGGUAUCUUUCAACGUGACGAUCCGGAACCCGAACCUGAGCAUCGGGAUCUACUAUGAUUCCAUGAACGGGACAGUCUACUACAAGGAUCAAAAAUUCGCGUGGAAGCAGUUGCUGUUUCCAUUUUACCAGAAGCCGAAGAACACGACGGUGGUGGUAGACGAGCUGAGUGGGUCGGCAUUGACUGUGAACGAUCAGCGUUGGACGGAGUUGAAGAAGGAAUUUCGUGCGGCUGGGAUGGUGCCGUUGCGUCUAGAAAUAACGUCGAACAUCCGAUUUAAGAUCUCCACGUGGCAAAGCAAACGCCAUCAGGCCCACGCCAACUGUGAUGUUUCGUUGGGCACUGACGGCGUUCUCUUGCCAACUUAUAUAGGCAAGAGAUGCCCCGUCUACUUCACUUGAUCAGAGGCAUCGAUCUUGCAUUUUUUAUCUCUCUCUCUUUUUUUUCCCUGCUUACGAAUUAUCAUAUUUAAUUCAUGUCAAAAGUUUGUAUGAUCACUUUAUUCAUCUAAUGUCUCCCUUCUAUUUAAAGAACAAUACAUUGA